Alosa sapidissima (American shad) is the source of this 3421-nucleotide messenger RNA. RefSeq names its product ArfGAP with coiled-coil, ankyrin repeat and PH domains 1 (gene acap1). The transcript has 23 exons. The record is from RefSeq and is a predicted model, not a curated record. Gene Ontology annotation, cellular component: cytoplasm. Bases 655 to 2940 code for a protein of 761 amino acids. Lineage: Eukaryota; Metazoa; Chordata; Actinopteri; Clupeiformes; Clupeidae. Gene Ontology annotation, molecular function: GTPase activator activity; protein binding.
CCCGGAAAUAAAGAUCACGGGAGGGAGGUGGACCAACUGCGAGCAGAGCCACGAGAGGAAGAGACUUUUAUGUCUACCAAGACGCAUUUAUGAGGGACACCUAGAAUAACAUGAUGUCAGGUUUUUUAUUUCUGGAUAUGUUUUCCGUUGCUUUCCCGUCGUGAACGGGGCAGGUCGCUAGGUUAGGGUUCGCUACCUCUGGAAUCUAUUAAUCUCGAUCUGAUGAAGUUGGACGCCAGAGAAACGCAAGUAAAUUCGUGGCAUAUUUGAUGAAACAAGUUUCUAUAUGACAGUGAGUGUUCGAGUAUACCUAUUUCGAACAAACUGUUCCUGUGAAUUUUAAACCACUGUGCUUGGUUGGCAUUGAUCAAUCAAUUGCCCUCGCUAGUUCCGCUCAGGAUUUAACUGAACAAAAUACAUUAAUUUGGCGGCCGAUGGUGGAAUAAAGCCGUGAUUUCCACUCAUAAACUGCAUUUGUUAUAGAAGGGUUUAAAACCCAACUAUCAAGGUGGACAUUUCAUUCAUUUACAUUUUGAUUCUACUGUGGUUUUGACAUCGGAGUGGGCAAACAGGCUUCAUUGCAACAUCUUGGAACGUGUUCAUGACACCUGUCGGAUUUUCAUCUAGUUAUCCGUUUAUUUUAUCAACGACAAGAUGACAGUCAAACUGGACUUCGAAGAAUGUUUGAAGGACUCCCCUCGCUUCAGGGCGGAUAUCGAAGAGGUGGAGAUGGAUGUGAAUGAACUGGAAACGCGACUUGACAAGUUGGUGAAGCAGUGCCACACCAUGCUCGAGGCCGGGAAGGUAUUCUGUCAAAACAGCAAGAACUUCGUGGCGGGGCUUAGAGAGCUGGGUCACCAUUUCUCGCCCGACAACACCAUGGCGGAAUGUUUGGAUAAGUUCUCCAAAAAGCUCUCCAUCAUUCUGGAGGCUCAGGGGGAUGCCAUUGAGACCAUACAGAAGAAUGUGAAGUCAAAGUUGCACGAUUUUGUCAAACAAGACGUGAAGCGCUUUAAGGACGUGCGUAAGGAGUUUGAGCGCUGCAGCGAGACGCUGGACAACGCUCUGAACAGGAACGCCCAGGCGCCGCGCGGCAAGCAGCACGAAGUGGAGGAGGCCAGCAACGCCAUGCUCAACGCCCGCAAGGCCUUCCGGUCAGGAGCGCUGGACUACGUGCUGGAGAUCAAUGUCAUUGAGUCCAAGAAGAAGACCGAUGUCCUCAGUGCAGUUCUCGAGCUGAUGGGCGCUCAGGCGCAGUUCUUCCAGCAGGGCCACCAGUCCCUGAAGGAGCUGGAGACGUACCGGAAGACCCUGAGUGAUGAGCAAACCCAGCUGGUCCUUAAUGCAGCACGGGAGAAGAGGGACAUGGAGCAGAAGCACGCAGCCAUAAAGAAGAAGGACAUGUCUCAUGACGACUCGAUCAUGGACUACUGUGCAGACGCCGCCACGGGGAUCGUCAUGGAGGGCUACCUCUACAAGAGAGCCAGCAACGCCUUCAAGACAUGGAGCAGGCGCUGGUUCUCAAUACAGAAGAAUCAGCUGGUGUACCAAAAGAAGUUCAAGGAGCAGCCCACAAUCGUAGUGGAGGACUUGCGGUUGUGCACAGUGAAGUUAGGUGUGGAUCAGGAGAGGAGGUUCUGCUUUGAAGUUGUCUCUCCCUCAAAGACCUGUCUACUGCAGGCAGACUCUGAGAAACAGCAGCAGGGCUGGAUCACUGCUGUGCAGAACAGCAUUGCCUCAGCCUUCCAGGACCGUCGAGAGGACACCCUGAGCCCAAGGGAUCGUUGCAGCUCCGUGUCAGCGGGCAGUGGGGUAGGGCAGGAGUCAGAGAGUUCGAGUUGCAAGGCGCUGGAGGAGGUGCAGGCCAUUCCGGGUAACGGACACUGCUGCGACUGCGGAGAGCCGGGUCCUGAUUGGGCAUCCAUCAACCUGGGCAUCACACUCUGCAUCGUCUGCUCUGGCAUACACAGGAGUCUAGGAGUUCACUUCUCAAAAGUACGUUCACUUACACUGGACUCAUGGGAGCCUGAGCUCAUAAGGCUGAUGUGUGAGUUGGGUAACAGUGCCAUCAACCGAAUUUAUGAGGCGCGCAUUGAUGAGAUCACCAUAAAGAAGCCUCACCCAUCGAGCCCUCGGCAGGAUAAGGAGUCGUGGAUCCGCUCCAAGUAUGUGGAGAAAAAGUUCAUCCAGAAGCUUCCGGAGACGGGCCGUGUGACUCCUCUGAGGCGCUCCAGUGCCCGACGGAACCGCAGCACGGUGCAGGAGCGACAAGGAGGAACCCGCCCCGCCCUCAAACCCAAACCCAACCGUGCCACCCUGCCCCGCCUGACAGGGAUAAGCCCAAGUGACCUCAAGAACAAUAGCCCCUCUUACAAGGACUAUGAGGAUGGGGAGGAGGAGGACCUGAGUGGCCUGCAUCCCGGUGCUCUGCUCUACAAAUCAGCCGCCAUGCAACACUUCCCCGUCAUGGCCGACGCGCUGGCCCAUGGCGCCGACGUCAACUGGAUCAACGUGGCCGAGGAGAGCAGCACGCCGCUUAUCCAGGCAGCGACAGCGAAUUCUUUGGCAGCAUGUGAGUUUCUGCUUCAGAAUGGGGCCAAUGUCAGCCAGGUUGAUGUUAAUGGAAGAGGACCUCUCCACCAUGCUACUAUACUGGGCCACACAGGGUUGGUGUGUCUCUUCCUAAAGCGAGGAGCAGACUACAACGCCAGAGACAAGAGCGGCAAAGACCCGAUCAGUAUCGCUGUAGAGAGUGCCAAUGCUGACAUCGUGACCCUGCUGCGGAUCGCCAAGAUGAACAAAGAAAUGCGGGAGAUGGAUGGCGCGUUUGGCCAAUCAGGUGAUGAGACUUGUCUAGAUAUCUUCAGAGAUUUCUCUCAGAUGGCUUCCAACAACCCCGAGAAGCUAAAACGCCGCAGCACCGACAUCAAAACCCCCUGAUCAGCAGGUGGCAGUGUUUCACAACACAUGCUCCCUUCUGUUCAGCUUGUACACACACACACACACACACAGAGAGAGAGAGAGAGAGACACACAGAGAGAGACACACAGACAAGCUUACAGGCACACUCAGUUCAAACUCACACUCCAAAUAUCAAAUAUGCUUAAUUACAGGCCGCACAAAGAGAGAAAAUACAAACACACACACACACACACACACACAGGCACACACACACAAACACACACAUACACACACAAACAUUUUUGCUCACUUAUAUUCCAGUCAUUGUCAGGAUCAUGUGCUUUCUCUACACGUGUGGCUGAACCAUGACCAAUCCUGUGUAUGUAACUUCUCUUGCACCAUGUUUAAUGGUAAAGUACGUUUUGUGCUGGAAUUCUUUUUAUCUUAUAUGUAUAUUCUGAUUGUUUUAUAUGGAUUCCCCAGCACUUGAGAGUGAAGAAUAAAACUGUACUGAAUUAAA